This is a messenger RNA of Closterium sp. Naga37s-1, 858 nucleotides long. The record is from the annotation of a GenBank genome assembly. NCBI's taxonomy places the organism in Eukaryota, Viridiplantae, Streptophyta, Zygnematophyceae, Desmidiales, Closteriaceae.
AUGGCGGGUGAGGAGGAGACGCGGCUGGGGGAGGUGGCGCGUGACGCUGCCGUGGCGAGAACAAGGAGGGAAAAGGAGGUGUUAGGAGCGGUAAGGGAGGCAGGGAGAGUGGUGGCGCAGCUGGCAGAGAAGAUCGAGGAGGAAGCUGGGAGGAUUAGGGGAGCCGCUGUGUGGAUCGAGAACACGUACUACGAGCCCCGAACCUCCCGACUCCCGUCCAUUCCUCCGCUUCCCCAUCCCACUCCCCGCGGCACAGUUCUUGCGCUUCCUUUCUGCACCUGCAGAGGACGUGCGGGGGAGCACGCGAGUGGCAGUGAGGCAGGUCCGCGCACAGGGGGAGAGAUGUGCGCGAGGGGUGGGGGAGGACGCGCAAGGGACGGCAGUGGGGGAGGCGGUGAAGGCGGAGGAGGAUGGGGGGCGAGCGGUGAACGGGGCGUGGGGGAAGGCGCGGAGGCUGGGGGGCGGAUUCCGUCGAGUAAGAGGCUCCGGGAGCCAGAGGAGAGGGCGAGUGGGGAGGGGAAGAAGCAGAGAGACGUGGAGGGGAAGGGAAAUGGUGUAGUAGUGAGAGAAAAUGGGGGAGAGGAGGGGUUGAGGGGGGCGAUGGAAGAAGUGGAGAGGGCGAUGGAGGAGGUGCGGGGGUGUGUGGAGGAGCGGGUGGCUGAGAUUCUCAAAGUGGUGCCGCGGGUUGCAGACCGGUUGGACGGGAGGGCGUUAAAUGACGAGCCGGGGUGGACGUGGAGAGAAGCCAUGGUGCAUGCCUUGUCGCAACCUGGCAUGGCAGAGGUGCGCUGGUGCUGUGAUGCACGACAGGUGGGCACAUGUCACGUACUGCAUAUUGCAUGCACCUCUUGUGCGUAG